This is a messenger RNA of Zeugodacus cucurbitae (melon fly), 1647 nucleotides long. Its product is annotated as leucine-rich repeat neuronal protein 2. Gene Ontology annotation, molecular function: protein binding. Gene Ontology annotation, cellular component: extracellular matrix. Lineage: Eukaryota; Metazoa; Arthropoda; Insecta; Diptera; Tephritidae. The transcript has a single exon. Bases 69 to 1469 code for a protein of 466 amino acids. The record is from RefSeq and is a predicted model, not a curated record.
AAUGUCUACCUUUGCGUCAGUUCAUAUUGGUAUUAGCUCAGUUUUGUAGUAUACGACGGGUGUUUGUGAUGAUUUGGCGGCAACUGAGUGUUGUUAUAUUUGCAUUGCCGUUGGCACUCUGCGCCACAGCUGAAGCUAUCGAUGAGAUCGAAGUAGAACGAUUUUGUUAUCCUGAGCAACAUAAGAACAGCCGCAAAUCUUGUGAGUGUAAUAAUGAAGAUUCGCCGCCGUGGGGAAUACGCGCCAUAAACAUAGAUUGCAGCUAUAAAGUGUUGAAGACAGCCGACUUUUCGGAAGUGCUGCCGCUCUAUGUGAAUACUUUGGACUUGUCGUGGAACUCAAUGGAUGAAGUACCCACAUUGGCUAGUGACAGUUUGCGUGUGUUGAAUGUGAUGCACAAUAACAUUACCGCAUUAACCAACAAAAAGUUUGUGAAGGUUUCUAAUCUCCGGGAACUCUACUUGGGAUGGAAUAGCAUACAAUCAAUUGAGUUGAGCUCUUUCGACGAGCUGGCCCACUUGCAAGUGCUGGAUUUAUCACACAACAAUGUACACACGCUAGGCCUACAAUUGUUCCAUUCAUUAAUUAUACUAGAGACUUUGGAUCUGUCAUGGAAUCGUCAGUUGAACCAAACUGAGGGAAUACAAGAACAGGACUUUUAUCGCAGUUUUGGUGUGAAUCCAAAACUAAAAACUUUGCGUAUGCAAGCCUGUAGUUUAAGAGAUCUGGUUUUACCCGAAAAGGCGCCACUCGUCAGAUUAGAUUUGCGGCGCAAUAUGCUGGAGAAAAUUCCAAACAAGCUUCCAAUUACUUUGGAAAUCCUUGAUAUCAGUGCGAAUUUAUUCCAGCAGAUUUCGCCAGUCAUUACGGCAAAUUUGUCCUCCACAUUGAGUGAGCUGUUAGUGGAGGAUAUGCCGCGUCUGCAGUCUGUCGAAGAGAAAGCUUUCGAAACAAUGACUGGACUGAAAAAAAUUAGUUUUCAGAACAGUCGCCGUUUGACUAAGUUCAGCGGCAACGCAUUUGGUUCUGAUGUUGGUCGCUUUCCAGAGUUGGGAACACUUAUUUUUCGUGGCACUUCAAUUGGCGCAUUUAAUGCUACUUUGGAGCCUAUUUUCAAACAACUUACCGAAUUGGAUUUCAAUGGUGUGCCGCUUAUCUGCGACUGCGAAUUAGUCUGGAUCAAAGAGGUGGAAUUAGAAACCAAUGGCCGUUGCUAUAAUCCCUCGCGCUUGAGGGGAGAGACCCUAACGAAUGCCGAUAAAUCCGACUUCAGUUGCCCCCACUGGCCUCAUUGGGUCGGUGGGCUCUUAAUUUUUGGGCUUAUAUUGAUAUGUGCCGCGGGCAUUUAUGUAGUGGUUAUGUGUCUGCGCCCGAACAGGGGAGGGGUUACGCUGCGUCGUAAGGUGGGCUCGGGCAGCCCUUAUGCCAGAGUUACCAUCGAACCAAAUAGGCAGGAAAACUAUUAUUGAUUCUUUCUAUUGCUAAUUUCAGUACAUAUAAACACAAACACUUGUAAAAAUAAUUGUUUAUAUAUAUGAAUCUGUAAGGUAUGAUAUAUAAUAUGUGUUUAGUUAAGUGUUAGUUUACUAAAUUAAAAUUAUAGUAUGAGUGCGAUCUGAUCAAAUAAUAUAUGUAUUUAUUUCGAAA